GGGGAUCCAGGGGCUUCACGAUCAUGCACAGGAUGGGGUUGGCGGUGCCUGCUGAAGUGAGCCAGGCGUGUAGUCGGCCGGCGACGGACCGGGCUAUAUUGUAAUGGCGGUCGACACCAGGGAAAAUCAUGUUCAAACCGGGGUGGACUUCGCCCACCUGCGUCGUGUCCGAAGUAUCAUUUACAACCAUGGUGAUGGCUCUGGAUAUAUCGGGGGUUGUUGCUGCUGCUUGGGUAUCGAUCGAAGAAACGGACAAUUUGUCCAUGCGGCUGGUCAAGUCCAGCACCGCCGUUUUCAUCACUUGUAUCUCGCCCACCGUAUCAGAGAAGAACAUAAUCUGGUGAUUGGAC
Messenger RNA from Pseudomassariella vexata, 350 nucleotides. RefSeq lists its product as uncharacterized. NCBI's taxonomy places the organism in Eukaryota, Fungi, Ascomycota, Sordariomycetes, Amphisphaeriales, Pseudomassariaceae. The record is from RefSeq and is a predicted model, not a curated record. The coding region runs from base 129 to 344 and encodes 71 amino acids. The transcript has a single exon.